Anopheles maculipalpis is the source of this 2771-nucleotide messenger RNA. RefSeq names its product NF-X1-type zinc finger protein NFXL1. Gene Ontology annotation, biological process: regulation of DNA-templated transcription. The coding region runs from base 1 to 2763 and encodes 920 amino acids. The record is from RefSeq and is a predicted model, not a curated record. Gene Ontology annotation, molecular function: RNA polymerase II transcription regulatory region sequence-specific DNA binding; DNA-binding transcription factor activity, RNA polymerase II-specific; zinc ion binding. Gene Ontology annotation, cellular component: nucleus. Lineage: Eukaryota; Metazoa; Arthropoda; Insecta; Diptera; Culicidae. The transcript has 5 exons.
AUGGCUAAUCGUAAUCGUAGCAAGUUUGCACCGAAAGAACAAAACGCUUGGAAUGUACCGUUGCAAUCCAAAAGCGAACCUGCCAGCGGAAAGCCACGGAAAUCGUCCACCGGUAGUACCAGCAGCGCCAAGAUGGUAACAACGCCGUCCACUACGACGGAAUCCAAAAUCCCGCUGCCUACGGUGUCGUCAAGCAUGCUGAAGAAAUCGCAGGACAAGUUUAAUCAGGUGCAACGACAGCAUGCUGAAACGGCGAAAAAAUAUGCGACCGAAUUCGUGUCGAGCGACGAGGAAGAGCUGGAUGAAGCUGGCGGCGGAGAGUCGUAUGAUCUGGCCACCCGUAACAUACUCGGGGACGUGUUGAAGAAUUACAACGGCAUUGAUGCGGACGUGGGCAAAACGCAGGAAUAUUUGCAAAAUCUGCUCGAAUCACGCAAUGCCGUGUGUUUGAUCUGCAUCGAGACGGUGAAGCGCGUAGACAGGAUCUGGUCCUGUGGCGCGUGCUUCACGUUCUUUCACCUCAUGUGCAUCCAGCGUUGGGCUAAUGAUAGCAUGUCGAUGAAGCGCAUUAACCACGAGCAGCAGGAGGGCUACUACAACAACCGGGGCGAGUACAUACCGAAGCCGGCACUCAAUGUGCAAUGGGACUGCCCGAAAUGUCGCCGGGAGUAUGCGCCAGGUGAAAUACCACGCCACUACGAAUGUUUCUGUGGGAAGGAACGGGAACCGGCGGCCCAUCCCUGGUUGAUACCGCACUCUUGUGGAGAGCUGUGUGAGAAGCAGCUUAACCCAGCGUGUGGUCAUACGUGCCGGCUACUGUGUCAUCCCGGACCGUGCCCCCCGUGUCCGCAGACGAUCAGUGUAUCGUGCCGUUGUGGCGUUUCGCCACUAAAAACGAUCCGCUGUGCACAGAAAACGUGGACCUGCACCAAAAAGUGUAAACAAACACUUAGCUGCGGAAUACACGAAUGUGCCACGCAGUGUCACGAUCCGGGCAACUGUCCGCCGUGCCAGAAUCGUAGCAAGCAGUCGUGUCUAUGCGGAGCACAAACCAAAGAGGUCAACUGUCACGAAUCACGCUGGCAGUGUGGUAGCGUAUGCAAUAAAUCGCUACCAUGUGGUCUACAUCAGUGCGAACGCGUCUGUCACGGUGGUCCUUGUGGUGAUUGUCCGCUUGGUUUGCCCCGUUCCUGCCCGUGCGGUAAAUCGGAAACACGUGCCGCAUCCUGUGCCGAGCGGAUCGGAACGUGUGGUGAUACGUGCGAUAAGUUGCUCGCCUGCGGACAACACCGCUGCCCGGAACGAUGCCAUCAAGGAGCGUGUGGCAACUGUUUGGAACUGGUGCCGAAAGUUUGCCGCUGUGGAUCAACGAAAAAGCAGGUCGUCUGCCACCGGGAAGCGAUUUGCGAGGGUCGCUGCAAACGGAUGCGCACCUGCGGCAAGCAUCAGUGCAAUCGGAAAUGCUGCGAUGGGCAGUGUCAGCUAUGUGAUCGGGUGUGUGGGAAGACGCUGCCCUGCGGGAAGCACAAGUGCAGCUCGAUGUGCCAUCAGGGUCCGUGCUAUCCGUGUAAUCAAAAAUCGACAGUGAAAUGUCGCUGUGGUGGCACAGUGGUGGAAGUAGCGUGUGGUCGCGAAAGAAAAACGAACGCACCGAAAUGUAAACUACUCUGCCGGGUGGCCUCCAAAUGUCAUCAUCCCAAUACACACCUUUGCCACACCGGCGAAUGUCCACCGUGUACACAGCCAUGCGGCGAGCGGAAUGAUACGACCAACUGUGAGCAUCCGUGCCGGGCCAAGUGUCACGAUGCGGUACGGGUGGUGACGCGUGACAAAAACUUCAAGCCCGCCGGUCCAUGGGAUGUUCCGCAGGAGAUUGUCGAAGUGAAAGCUCUGCCACAUCCGCCCUGUAGCGAGAAGGUACCGGUGAUGUGUCUCGGUGGGCACGAAACGGCCGAUUGGCCAUGCUCCAAUUCGAAACCUUCGUCGUGUGGUAGACCGUGCGAUCGAUUGUUGAAGUGUGGCGUUCACCGUUGUCCGCUGCCCUGCCACAAGGUAACACAUCGGGCCAGCACGACACAGGACUCGCGGUGUGAAGCAUGUACCGCCGGAUGUACGCUCGCCCGUCCGGAUGGAUGUGUGCAUCCGUGUACGCUGGCCUGCCACAAAGCGCCGUGCAAUCCGUGUCUGGUGUCGAUCAAGGCGAACUGUUACUGUGGCCUCACGCAGGUGUUUUAUAAAUGCCACGAGUUUUAUCCUUCCGAUAUAGAGGGUAAGGGUCCGGAAGAGUUGGCAGAGUUGAACGUUAGACGCGAAUCCUUUCUUAGCUGUGGUCAGAAGUGUAUCAAGAAUUUCCCUUGCGGGCAUCGUUGCUUUUCCAUCUGCCAUCCCGGACGCUGCCCGAAUCCGGAGCUUUGCACGAAAAAGGUAAAAAUAAGCUGCAAAUGUGCUCAUCGAAAGGCGGAAGUGUCGUGCAAGGUGGCGCGCAACAAUUCCACGCUCGACUGUGACCAACAGUGUGAAGCAAUCCGUGCCCAGAAGCAGGAGGAACAGGAGCGCAAGGAACGGGAAGAGCGAGCCCAACAGGAGCUCGAGAAUCAGCGCGAACUGGAAGAGUUUGAGCGCAAGUUUAACAAACGAAAGUACCGCGAAAGGAAACGGCAUCAGGUGCAGGAGGAGGCAAAGGGGCGACAUUGGGCUGUGUACGUGGUGCCGAUUGUGGCUGUGUUGAUAGGUGUAGUUUUAUAUGUUUGGUUUGUGCAAUAAAUUGUGUG